AUGGGUGAUUUCUGUGAUCGCUUUCCUCGGAGAUGCUGUUCUUCGUUGCCCCUAGCUGCUGGAUUUGGACACAUAAGAUGUUUAAGAUCACUAAUUGAAAAAGCAGCGGAUAUAAGUCAGAUAAAUGCAGCCACACUUGGAUUUGGUUCCACGCCUUUAAUGGUUGCAUUUGAGAAGCAACAGCUUGGAGCAGUGAGGUUUCUUCUCAAUCAAGGCGCUGACGUCAACCUGAAAGACGAUUAUGGUUUCACCGCGCUUCACUUAGCCACUGUAAGCUCCAUGUAUGAAGUCGUGAUCUGCUUGGUCGAAAACGGCGCUGAUGUCAAUGCAGUGAAUUUGAGGGAUGUGACCCCGUUGAUGAUGGCUUGUGAUGACGACUCGAACAUGGAUGUAGUAAAAUAUCUCAUGAGACGCGGUGCUGACAUGCAUCUAAAAGACGUUGAUGGCUUUACCGCUCUUUUAUAUGCUAUCACCUCGGAUUCGGACUUUGCGCUUGACAUUUUGCGUUUUCUGAUUCAAAAUGGAGCUGAUGUUAACACAAGAAACCUUCAAGAAGCCACCCCACUAAUGCUUGCUAGUUGGAACGGUUAUUUAGACAAAGUAAAAUUUCUCAUUGAACAGGGAGCUGAUGUGGAUGUUCAAGACGAAAAUGGAGAUACAGCGCUUCACUAUGCUGUCUCGACUGAUGAACCAUCACCCGAACAAAUUGUGAAUAUUCUUCUGAUUGCUGGUGCCUCCCGUCAAAGUAACACCUCAGGAUUGACACCUCUUCUUACGGCAUGUAAUAGCCGCAGUGUAGAUGUGGUAGAAUUUUUAAUCCAGCAACCUGAAAUAACCAAAGAGCAGGGAUGCGAUGCUCUGGAGCUUCUUGGGGCUUCAAUUCUAACUUAUACUGUUAAUCGCCAGGAGAUGAAUAGUGCCGACCAGGAUGUUGAGAAAGGAUUAGAGUACAUCAAGCGUGGCAUGGCCGAGAGACUCGCUGAUCCUUCAAAUCUGUUGCCAAAAAGGCCUGUGGUGGAGCCUGUUGAAGCCUAUCAGUUCAGGAAAGAAAGUCAAACAGUCGAGGAACUCGCUGAGAUUGAAGGUGAUAUGAAUGCUCAACUCAUGGAAAGCCUCAUUAUUAGAGAAAGAAUCCUUGGAGCAGACAAUGUAGAACUGACACUUCCAAUUACCGAAUGUGUUCCUUUUUAUUUCGAGAACAAUGAUUUCGCCACUUACCUAGGGUUUUACAAACGCGCCUUUAAUAUUGCGAAAAACCAUAAUCAGUCAGACAUAAUUGCUGUUUUAAAUGCCUUAAUUUACAUGUUACACGAAAGGGUAAAUUAUCUGCCUAAAGAAAUGAUUUUCCUUCAAAUGCUUGAUCAAUUAAUUCACGAUUACACAAACGUCCUACACAUGCCAGAGUUAAAAGAUCUUGAUCACAAGCUUUUGUAUGAGUCUUUGCCAGAUCUACUUACAAUUGUAAGAAAAUUUAAAGAUAGUGAAGAGUUGUUGAGUAUGUCUGAGUUCGUGAAGAGUAUUCAUGGCUUAACCCUUAAAUGUCAUGGGUCCUAUGGCUAUGCUACUAGUUAUACUCAUGGUAAUUCACUGUUACGAAAAUAUGUAAGGUCGCAUGGCAUGGGUGAAAAUCACACCGAUGAAGUGAAGUUUCUUUUGGAGGCAGGGUGCGACGUAAACACCGUCGAUCAAAAUGGAAAUACUCUAUUGCACAUGGCAGUCACUUUUAUGCCCAGGCACAACGAUACUCAACAUUUCACUGACAUGUUGCAGAUUUUGAUGGAGGCGCUCAUCAUGAUUUUGUGA
This is a messenger RNA of Porites evermanni, 1803 nucleotides long. NCBI's taxonomy places the organism in Eukaryota, Metazoa, Cnidaria, Anthozoa, Scleractinia, Poritidae. The record is from the annotation of a GenBank genome assembly.